AUGCACACAUACAAACCUACUCUUAACCUUCUGCAGAGGAAGCGCUGCCACAGACUGAACAGGAAGCACGAGGCAAGGGAACCCCUAUUAAAAUUCCUGGAAGAAGUGAAUCGCAAAAUGAAAGAGGACGCUAAUAUGAUGAAAAAAAAGUUAGAAGUAGUGGAUCUAAAAAUCCGAAAAGAAGAAAACGAAUUGGAGAAAAAAUGGGAAAAAAAAAAAACAACUCGAGGCCAAACUAGCCAAAAAACCAAAGGGCGUUGCUUUCCCUGGUGUAGGUCCAUACUGCAACAUAGACAAAAGGCGUUUGGAAACUAA
This is a messenger RNA of Plasmodium inui San Antonio 1, 315 nucleotides long. RefSeq lists its product as hypothetical. The record is from RefSeq and is a predicted model, not a curated record. Lineage: Eukaryota; Apicomplexa; Aconoidasida; Haemosporida; Plasmodiidae. The transcript has a single exon. Bases 1 to 315 code for a protein of 104 amino acids.